AUGGGAGUGGGUCUCGCCUUGGCGGUGCCCGUGGUGGGGAGAGACGAGGGAGGAGACGGCGAGGAGGGGUGCUCUGAAAAGUUCAUCAUCAGUAGUGGCAAGAAGAGGGUCGAGAAGAAGAGAUCAAAGGAGCAGAUGAUAGAGUGCAAAAUAUGCCAGGAAGAAGGGGAGGAGGGUGACAUGGAAGCUCCCUGCGCCUGCAGUGGUACCAUCAAGGUCUCUCUCUCUCUCUCUCUCUCUCUCAUCCUCUUUCAAUAUCUCGAAGUCGCUGCUCGCUUCUUAUUUCUGUAAUUAUGUUCCUCUGUUUUCUUUUGCUUAUUAAUUGUACAUGUGAGAACAGGCGGCUUCCUGACAGUGGGCCAAUAUUUUCUACGUCGAAUUUUUCCCUUUCCGAAAUUUUUUAAUUAGUUUUCCGUUCCUGUGGUUUGGAUGUUUGACUUACAAACAAUGUGGAAUUUCCCAUUGUUUUCAAUUUGCGUUUCUCAUUUCCUCUUUUAUCUUAUGCGACCUUCUAGGUCUUGUGCUUAUAAUCUUCUUUUAGCUCUUUCUUAUUUCAGUUGCCCGAGAUUCUCUUUCCUUGGAAGGAUUUUUCUUCUUCUUAAUGCUUAGAAUUUAACAAUUUUGCGUUUUGUUGCAUUUUCUGUAUCUAACGUUGCUUCUUUUUUUUUUCCUUUUUAGUUCUCUCCUGGAUAUGAACCUUUUGUGGUUUUACUGGAAAUGAACUGUACACCAUUCCUGUUACCUCCCUAUUUUAAUCCAUGAAUUUAUUCAUUCCAAUGUUUUCUCAUGUAUUCUCCCUUAUUUUAUUUCUGAGGUUAAAUUUUUGGGGCUCAAGAAAAUUUCAAUUGUAUUAAAUUAUUAGACGGGCUGUUAUUAAACAACCUAAUGAUUUCCUUUUUUCUUUUCCUGGCAUGUAGUUUGCCCACAGGAAAUGCGUCGAGAGAUGGUGCAAUAAGAAAGGGAACAUCAUCUGUGAAAUCUGCAAUCAGGUUGGACAAUAACCUGAUGAGAGUUUAGAUUUUCUAUAUUUCCUUCCCUGAACAUUGAUAAUCCUUUAUAUAUUCUGCGACUAUUUGACCACAUUUUUUAAUGGAAAUGUCUAUUCAAUGACUGGUUAAGUUUGUGUUGACCUUGAUUCAAUUAAAAAUAGAAUGAUUUUAUGUUCUCGUCUUUCCUGAAAUCUGUCUUUUUUUUUUUACUGGGAAUCCGAAAAUUCAUGGCAUAUCUAAUGCAGUCGACAUAAAGAGAGGAUGAUAUUUCUUUCAUGUACCAUGAUGAAACUCUCCCAAUUUUAUUUCCUCUAUCUCACCAGAAAUACUGCUGAUUUACGGCCAAUAUCUGUGGGUUCAUUUAGAAUUUAAUCACAUAUAGAAAUAUGAUGGCCAGAUGGUGAACCUGAUUGGGACGUUGAAGUCGAUUAAAUGUAUUCAUGAUCGGAUGUGUUGAAAAGCUGUUGCUUUUUUCUUCUUGAACUGUGUCCAUCAUUAUGCUGUUUUCUUCUUUAUGACUUGUACUUAUUUUCUCUCUUUCAUCCAUCUUUAACAGGCAUAUGCUCCGAAUUAUUCUGUUCCCCACAAAGAUUGUAUGACCAUUGACAUCAGGUAGUCUUCUGGAGAUUCUUGGUUUUUUUCCCAUGUUGAUGUCUUACCGUUCAUAUUUUGUCAAUCUAAGAGGUUUACUUCAUGGAAAUUUUCCCACCAAUCUUAUGUAAUGCAAAUAAGACAAAUAAAUUCACAAUCACCAGUUGUUACAUGUGUUGAGAAAGCAUGAUAAACAUUACCUGUUGCUUUAGCUUGAUGAUUUAGUUUGCCAAUGAGCGUAAAUAUCAUUCGAAUCACGGUUCUGUUAUUAUUGGGAUUAUGUGGGUCAUAAUAACUGAGCUCACUCACAUUGCGGUAGAGUCAUUGAACUGUUGUUUCGAAAAAAAAUGGACACCGACCAGAGUUGGCUAUGACUUUAGAUCACAUGAUGUUCCCUUUUGCUAGGAUCGACGGGUUGACCUUGAAAGUUUCGAAUCCCUUUGCCAUUCUACACGGCUCCUUGAUGCCAAAUAAUUCAAUUUACUUUUUCAUUCGGAAAAUUGAGAAUCAUGUUUCAGGUCUGAUCUUGAAAGAUCAUUAUUCUGCCCAUUGUUUUUUAGAGGUAUUGGAUAAUGGAAAUCAAAACUAUCAUCUGAUCUCGAAUAUCUUUCUUUCAGCCAGUAUUUUUUUAGAGUUUGCUCCAAUGCUGCUCCUUUAUUAUGUCAGUACCAAGGAUGACCAAAUCCCCCCUGCUACCAAUUAUUUUUUUUCUCUUUCAUUCUUCAGCAACAAUCAUAGUAAAUCAGGCUAACUCAUUGACUGGAGAUGUAGAUUGGGUCUCAUUAUCUUACCCCCCCCCUCCCCCCCCCCCAACCUAAAAGAACAUAGAAAAAGAAUGAAUGCAACGUAUUUUUUUAUGCGUAGCAUUAAAUUGGGGAACCCCACAUCUGUUAUCAACAUGAUGCUGUUAUCAACGCUUCAUCUUUUGGCCAAAGUGGACCUUAAUUGUCACAGUUCAUAUGUCUCUAGCAUCCUAUCUAAUUCUGUUUCGCCUUUGACCAGACAGGGUUGGGGACCACAGAUUGAUCUAGAUGCCCCCCACUUCUUUGCAAUUGCUGCUGCAGAGCAGCAGUUCCUGCAUGUUGAGUAUGACGAUUUUUCUGUUUCAAACACCAGUGGAGUAUUAUGUUGCCGUUAUAUGGCUUUCAUGGUAUGCUAGAACUCUACCUCGUUUUCCAUAUGUAUCAGCCAGAUUGCGAACAUGAUAAUGGUGAAAUAAUAGAAAUUUCUGCAGUUGUUGUUGCUGUUGAUCAUCCGUCAAGCCCUCAUGCUCACAGGAGAAUCAGGAACGCUACGGAAUUUAUCAAUCUUGGUCAAUGUGAGCUUUAUACUUUAUCUUUCUUAGAUUUUUUAUAUUGGAGCUCCUCUUUAUUUUUCUUAUAAGCCAACUAGUGUUUCCACCAUUGCAGUGUGACCAAUACAACCCAUAGUUUUUAUUUUUAUUUUUACUAAAAAUCCUUUUUUCUUCACUUGCCUUUGAAAUCUUCAGACUCAAGACUAUCUUUUUUCAGGUUUUUUAAUCCUUUAACGUGCGGACCCAAGAUUGGGACUAAUCCGUGUCUGGUGGGUUUAAAUGGGUUAUACUUCCAUGCUCCGACAAUUAAUUGGCCUAAGUGGGAUAUUUUAUUUAGUGUAUGGGGAGACAAAUAGCAUAGGUAACGAAUCGCAUUAAACACACAAUUGGCAUCCAUAUAUAUAUAUAUAUAUAUAUAUAUAUAUAUAUAUAUAAAAUAUGUGCAUAUAUUCCUUCCAAAGUUGUCUGGCAUAAUGCUUUUCCAUGCAUGAAAAAUGAAAGACUAAUAUGUUUCUUCAUGCUUCUCAGAUCUCUGUCCUUCAGUUUUCCGGUUUUCUUCUACUGUUCUACCUCAUUGGGCGCUCAUUCUACAUGUUCCAGUGUCGGCGGAGACGGCAGGUACCUUCCCCCUGAAAAUUUAGAAAAUGUCUAUUAUUAUUCUUUAAUUUCGGGCCUGAGGCUGAAUAUGGACAGAAAAUCCGCUGGGGUGCGUUUAAAUAGGAAAAUCCGGUAAUUUAAUUUGAAUAGAUGGGAAGUCAACCAUGGAUUAGAACAGGAGUGGAAUGGUGCAUGAGAUGGAUGGAUGAAUGAAUAAAUGAAUGAUUGGCUUGCUCUUGAUGAUGAUAGUCUAUGGAUGGGAGCUGAGUUGUGCCCAUCUGCCGUCACCUUCUCUCCUUUCUGUCAAUUCUCUCUGGUUGUAGCUUGGAUUCCCAUUCCUUUUUUUUUCUCCUUUUUGCCUUUUUCAGCAUUGAACGAGGAUGAGAGCUGCCCAGAGUCAAAUGCAUUGUUCUUGACGGGGCCAGGUCAACUCCUGACCCAUUUUCAGCCAUUUCAAUUGGCUAUGUAUUCACCAAAAGGGGAUGCCGAUGUAAUUAUCUGAUAGGCUUUGUGUGAAGGAAAAAAAAUGUAGAAACUAUUCUCCACAGAGAAAUAAAAUUUAAAUGUGGAGAAAUUCAAAGGUCUAUUUUCCUUUUAGGGAAGCAAAGCGAAUCCCAUGGCCCAAAUUGAUGGCCUAUUUCACAUCCAUUAAGCUGCCCACAAGAAAUUACACUUUUAUUUAAAUAAUAUAUAUGUUUUAGAGUUUUUUUUUUUUUUUUUUUUUUAGUCUCGCAGCUCAAUUUGACUUAUUUUCUCUGGAGCUAGUGACAGUAGUUUGA
Molecule: messenger RNA, 4250 nt
Organism: Spirodela intermedia
Lineage: Eukaryota; Viridiplantae; Streptophyta; Magnoliopsida; Alismatales; Araceae
Source: the annotation of a GenBank genome assembly